AGCACAAUUUUUCCAUAGAGCACACAAUUUUUUUCUUUCAUUUAAAACUUUUGCUGAAACUCAUAUAUUAAAUAUGACUAACUACAAUUAGUUCUAAUGAGAUUUCUAUUAAAGUACUUUAUUAUGCAUAUGAAAGCAAGUGUUGGAGUAUGAUAUAAACCAAAAUAUGUAUAAACUAUUUCGCAGUGUUUAAGUGUUCGACUUCUAAAAGGACAACAACAUCGACAGCUAGAUGACAACGAAAUGAUAAAUGAAUGAGAUGAAUUACAUAAAUGUGAGAUAUAUGUAACAACAACUGAUUUUUUAUUACUAGGGAAGUAUUAUUAUAUUUGAUGCUGAUGGCGAAUAGGAGAUCCCUGUGGGCGUUUUUACUGGCUUGGUUAACACUUAUAACAGUUACUACAUCAGUGCACAUAACCAACUUAAAAGUUCCACAUACGUACACAUUAGAACGAAAUUCUGAGCGCAGUCCUUUAGUGCUUGAUUGUGAAUAUGAAGUCGGUCCAAGAGAAAAGGGGUUUGUGUUAAAAUGGUUAUUUAACAAUCAUUCAAUUUAUCAAUGGAUACCAUCAGUUAAGGGAUUCGCAAUGGGAUUUAUGAAAUCUAAAAUAGAUACCAACAUUUUUACCAUGGAAGGCAGUCCAGGCAUAAUUUCGAUCAAUAAACCUGAUUGGAAUAUGACUGGGGAGUAUACCUGCGCUGUUCAAACAUUUGAAUCAACAGAUAAAAAAAGUGCCCGCUUACAAAUUAUUGUUCCUGAAUCCGAUUUCGUCUUGGAGGCUAGAAUGGAUAAAAAACACACUGAUGUAGAUGUCAUGUGUGCAGUUCAGAAUGUUUUUCCACAGCCAGUACUUUCCGUAAUAUUCGAUACUAAAAUUCUUGAUUCGGUUUUAACGCAAAUGGAUCAAAAUUCUAGUGGAUUGUAUAGUAUGACGGUCAGAACGAAAAUUCCUAGAGAAAAAUUAGAAUCACCGACACCAAUAACUUGUGCUUUUUAUCUGCUUGGUACUAAUUAUACCAAACGAAGAGAAACUAUUUUUUAUGAUAGAGCUACCAACAUACAUCGUAAAUGGACGACAGUUGCUGUUGUUAUGUCGAUUGCGUCAUUGGCUUUAAGCAGUUAGUUCGAUCUGUUUUGAUUAUAUAUAUGUAUGUUCUUGUAGGGUAUUUACACUUAGAUCUUAAUGAAUAAAUAAAUUUUGCGGUAUUUUAAAAUGCUUAUUUUGUACAUGCAUGUAAAUGUAAGAAAUGGUAAUUUUAGUAAUUAACCGUAAUUGUAUAGAAAUAUGCAACUAUAUAAUAAAAUUACAUUUAUUAUCAA
This is a messenger RNA of Teleopsis dalmanni, 1321 nucleotides long. RefSeq lists its product as uncharacterized. Bases 333 to 1124 code for a protein of 263 amino acids. The record is from RefSeq and is a predicted model, not a curated record. NCBI's taxonomy places the organism in Eukaryota, Metazoa, Arthropoda, Insecta, Diptera, Diopsidae. The transcript has 7 exons.